GGGCUCCAGGCUCUUCCUCGCUCUCACGGUUCAUUUACUUAUUCACCCAUGGCGGCGGCUGCUUCUUUCACCUCAUCAGUGGCUUCUCGCUCACAUGUAAGGUCUCUGAAGGCCACCCCUAAAGUUCUAGCUUCGAGCCUGGGCUUCUCUUCGUCUAUCGACGUAUCAUCGAGAAUGGCGAGGCAUCUCCUCUCUGGGGUUUGCGAUGUUGCGGCUGCAACUGGGGGGCGCGGUGGAGGCGCCGUCCUUGGUGCCCGAAUGGUCGCGGCCCCGACUAUCAGCAACCCUGCUCCCUCUCUGGACUUCGAUACCUCGGUUUUCAAGAAAGAGAAGGUUAACCUCGCUGGCCAUGAAGAGUUCAUUGUUAGAGGCGGCAGGGAUCUGUUCGGGUUAUUGCCGGAGGCGUUCAAGGGAAUUAAACAGAUCGGUGUCGUAGGUUGGGGUUCGCAGGGUCCGGCUCAAGCGCAAAAUUUGAGAGAUUCACUUGCCAUUGCACAGUCAGAUAUAAUUGUCAAGAUUGGUUUGAGGAAAGGUUCUCGCUCUUUUGAAGAAGCCCGAGCUGCUGGAUUUAAUGAAGAAAAUGGAACUUUGGGUGAUAUCUGGGAAACAAUUUCAAGCAGUGACCUUGUCUUGCUAUUGAUUUCAGAUGCUGCACAGGCAGACAAUCAUGAAAAGAUUUUCUCUCACAUGAAACCAAACAGCAUUCUGGGGUUAUCACAUGGUUUUCUUCUCGGGCAUUUACAGUCAUCAGGCCUCGAUUUCCCUAAGAACAUUAGUGUGAUUGCUGUAUGUCCCAAAGGAAUGGGUCCUUCGGUGAGGAGGCUUUACGUUCAAGGAAAGGAGAUAAAUGGCGCAGGCAUCAACUCAAGUUUUGCAGUUCACCAGGAUGUUGAUGGAAGGGCCACAGAUGUUGCUCUAGGGUGGUCUGUUGCUUUGGGAUCACCAUUUACAUUUGCAACUACCUUGGAGCAGGAAUAUAAGAGUGACAUUUUUGGGGAACGGGGUAUCCUACUUGGAGCUGUACAUGGAAUUGUGGAGGCGCUGUUCAGACGCUAUACUGAAAAAGGUAUGAAUGAGGAAUUGGCUUACAAGAAUACCGUUGAGUGCAUAACUGGAAUUAUAUCUAAGACCAUCUCAACUAAGGGGAUGCUCUCUGUAUAUAAUUCAUUAAGUGAAGAAGGGAAAAAGGAGUUCAAUGCAGCGUAUAGUGCAUCAUAUUAUCCUUGUAUGGACAUAUUGUACGAGUGCUACGAAGACGUUGCAUCUGGAAGUGAGAUUCGUAGUGUUGUUUUGGCUGGUCGACGCUUUUAUGAAAAAGAGGGCCUUCCUGCUUUCCCAAUGGGAAAUAUUGAUCAAACUCGAAUGUGGAAAGUUGGAGAGAGAGUGCGGGCCACCCGGCCCGAGGGUGACCUCGGCCCACUGUACCCCUUCACAGCUGGUGUCUAUGUGGCUUUAAUGAUGGCUCAGAUUGAGGUCCUGAGGAAGAAGGGACAUUCUUAUUCAGAGAUCAUCAAUGAAAGCGUUAUUGAAUCAGUGGAUUCUCUGAAUCCUUUCAUGCAUGCUCGCGGUGUGGCAUUCAUGGUUGACAAUUGUUCAACAACUGCUCGUCUGGGAUCAAGAAAAUGGGCACCUCGCUUCGACUAUAUCCUUACCCAGCAGGCUUUGGUUGCCGUCGAUAAGGGCGCUGAAAUUAACCAGGAUCUCCUAAGCAACUUUCUGUCAGACCCAGUUCAUGGGGCAAUAGAGGUUUGUGCUCAUCUGAGGCCUACUGUGGACAUAUCUGUGCCUCCUAAUGCUGACUUUGUCCGCCCCGAGCUGCGUCAGGCCAGCAAUUGAGGUUUCGUUUGGGACCGUUUUUUUCUGCUUCUUAAAACAACUUUUUAGUAUAAAAAUUUUAAAUUUUGGAUUAGAAAGCUGCUUUAAGAAGUAAAAAGAAAGCCGUCCCAAAGUCAUAGUUGCCUUGCUUUUGUGAAAGCUGGACUCUAGGAAUAAACUGUUGCUUUGAGAUUUGUGUUUUCUUAGAAGAGUAUGAUCUCCUGGUCUAUUAUAUAUAUAAGCAAUGAUAUGGUAAUGAAUGGGAACCCUUCUAUUGAUGUUGAAGCCUACGAAUUAAAUGCCUUGGGAUGUGAACUAUUAGUCUUUUAGGGUAAUGUUAACUAUGUUAGGCAUAAA
Dendrobium catenatum is the source of this 2172-nucleotide messenger RNA. Its product is annotated as ketol-acid reductoisomerase, chloroplastic. Gene Ontology annotation, biological process: L-valine biosynthetic process. The record is from RefSeq and is a predicted model, not a curated record. NCBI's taxonomy places the organism in Eukaryota, Viridiplantae, Streptophyta, Magnoliopsida, Asparagales, Orchidaceae. Gene Ontology annotation, cellular component: mitochondrion; chloroplast. The coding region runs from base 49 to 1836 and encodes 595 amino acids. The transcript is spliced from 9 exons. Gene Ontology annotation, molecular function: ketol-acid reductoisomerase activity.